Molecule: messenger RNA, 1751 nt
Organism: Olea europaea var. sylvestris
Lineage: Eukaryota; Viridiplantae; Streptophyta; Magnoliopsida; Lamiales; Oleaceae
Exons: 4
Coding region: 153-1493 (446 amino acids)
Source: RefSeq, a predicted model, not a curated record
CUUGGAUUCCACCAUAAACCUCACCCUCUAUUCUUACUCAAAUCCGUCCGUACCAUCUUUUUCUCUCUGCAAAACCCUUGUACGCCGUUCGCGGCGCAAAAUUCACCAUCUCCGCUUUUUCCUUCAUUUGGACCUCCUCCCCAACCACGACAAUGGCGGUGAAAGCAGCAUCAUCUUGCUCAUCAUCUGAGUUGACAACUGACGGACCAGUCCUCAGUCUCAUCAACAGACGUCACCGUGCCCUCCGCAAGAAGCUGAAUCAUAUACUCCAGAUGGAAGACUCCCUCUCCCAGGGAAGAACCCUAAACAAGGAUCAAGAAGAAACCCUUAAAUCCAAACCCUUCGUCGUUGCUGGUAUCGACGAGCUUGAAAAGCUCCGUCAGCCCCUCGCCGACGCUGUGGCUCAGGAAAUCUCCAUCGCUUAUCAUAAACUGGAAUCUGAAGCCCCAAUCAAACCAACCCCAGAUGAGGAAACCCGAAAACCUGAGGAGCCGGUAGUGGUGAAGGAAGAGGAGUCGAGUUCUGAGGGCGUUUCUGUAAUUUCUGAUCUGAUGAAUCUGCUAUAUUUUGGGAGCGUGUUUGAUGUGAAGACCCUGAUGAGGGCUCACGAUAAUAUGCUCACGAGGACUCAUGAAAGGCACUGUUGCUUGACUUAUGAUUACGUUACGGAUGAUGAUGCCACGGAUCCCUUGAAAGAGCAGGAUUUGGACCUGAUCUCGAUGCUCGGGGUUAUGUUGCUAUCACGGCCUGUGGACUCCAGCUUGUCCCACAAGAAUGCGCUUCAGAAGUGUGUGGAGCAUGCCAAGCUAUGGCUUGCCAACUCGGAUCAGCCCAUUGAGUCCAACUCCAGUGUCACUUAUUCUGGGUUGAGGGAGAAGUUGAAUAAAAUUAUGGCUUCAGACUACUUCACAACAACGCCAGAAAUGAAAGGUCCCGUUGAAGUUGCAGCAGCUGCUGGGAACUAUACAUCUUUUCAGGUGCCAGUGCAUGGGUCUGUGGUGCCAGUCCAAGUAGAAGGUUUGGCUGCAGCGUAUGAGCAAGAGGAAGUAGAAUCACCCAGUGUACAAGCGCAUGGAAAUGAAGUUUAUGAUGAUCAAUCUGAUCAUGUUGAGGAACAUCAUUUGGGAGUGGAGUCAGAAGCAGGAAACACUGCUGAAAUCAAGCCUGAAAUGGAGCCUCUGAACCCUGAUACAGAAGAGCAAAUUUCUUGGGGCAUCGAGUCAAAGGAUCAGCAUGUUCCUCGACGGUCAUAUCAGAAUUAUAGAGGUGGACGACGUGGGAAUGGGGGUGGCCAUAGAGGAGGAUAUCCUAAUGGUCGUGGAGGUCGAGGCAGCGGAAGGGGAGGCUAUCAGAAUGGCCGCAGCCAAUUUCAUGACCAGCCGGGCAAUUAUUACCACCGAAACAAUCAUUUCAGAGGAAGGGGUGGCCGGGGUUUUAGUGGGAAUUUCGGUUACCAUGCCGGUGAAGCUGCACAUGUUAAAGCAGAUUCAUAAACCUUGUAAUCCAUUCCCCUACUUUUGAUAUGUGAAGUGUUGGACUGGAUUGGAUAUUAGAUUAGACAGAUUUUAGCUUCUUUUUACUCUUUAAUGCUAUCGAUUAUGGUCCAGUCUUCUUUACUAAACGAGUCGUUUACUUGUUAUAGGUUUCCUUCUGUAGCUUUUUUGGUGGGUGGAUCAAAACUUUUUGAGUGCAGGUGUAUGCGUCGUACUCGAUUUGUCUUGGUAGAAACGAAAUAGCGGUAUCUUCUUGAA